Molecule: messenger RNA, 1790 nt
Organism: Schistosoma mattheei
Lineage: Eukaryota; Metazoa; Platyhelminthes; Trematoda; Strigeidida; Schistosomatidae
Source: the annotation of a GenBank genome assembly
UUUAAUUUAAAUGAUUACAGAAGAAUUACAAAUGAUUCAAACAAUUAAUGAAGUGAAUAUACCAAUAUUCAAUAUUACAAUUCAUGGAAUUAAUGAUCAUGUGAAUGUACAAAAAUUAAUUACAUUCUUAUUACCAGAAUAUGAAACAAAGAAUAUUGUUGUCAAGGUAUUAAAUAAAGGCUAUUCAAAUCAAUUAAUCUUAAUUGACAAUAAGAGACAAUAUUCAGCUUCAUUAUCUGCAAUACCAUCAUUAAUUAUACGUAUUUAUGGUAAUUUAACAACAUCAUUAAUAGAUAGAACAAAUGAAAUGAAAUAUAUGAAAGUAGUUGGAAAAUUCAAAAGUUUUCAACAAUUAUAUGGAAUAUUUAAUAAUGGAUUUGUAUAUUCAUACAUUGAUGGUUGUGAUAUUUCAUUGGAAAAAUUAUAUGAUAUAAAAUAUGGCAAAUUAAUUGCAGAGCAAUUAGCCCAGCUACAUUGUUUAUCGAUUGAUGAAUUUAUACAACAACAAAAUAAGAAAAUGAAUCCAGAAUCCCAAUUAUUUCCAACAUUAUUCAAAUGGAUCAAUAGACUUGAUGAUGAAUUUAUUAAUUUAUCAAGAAAAUUAAAAAAAUAUGAAUCAAUUUUUCCAAGUAAAUCUUAUAUAUUCAAUGAAGUGAUCAUAUUGAAAGAUCAAUAUCUUAACAGUCCUAUAUCUAAAGUAGUUUUAUGCCAUAAUGAUCUGAAUGCAGCCAACAUUAUACUGGCUCCAGAUGAAAAUUCUGUUCACCUGAUUGACAUGGAAUAUUGUGACUUAAACUAUGCUGCAUACGAUAUUGGUAAUCAUUUUUGUGAAUUUACUGACAAUGAGGUGUAGAUACAUUCAGCUGAUGAGUCCUCAAAAGAACAAAACACUCUUCAACCUAAAUCCCAUUGCUAAUCAAUAUCCAUUUUUGUUUAAAAUAUACUUUUCUUUUUUCUUUAUAUUGUUAACCAACGUUGUUGUUAUUGUUGUUGUUGUUUUCUUUGUUGUCAUUAUAACAAUUCAUUACAGGACCAUAUGCAAUAGAGUUUAAACGUUAUCCUUCAAUUGACUAUCAAAAAGAAUGGAUAAACAUCUAUUUAACAGCCUAUUAUCAAUAUUCUAAUUCAAAAUCAGAUCUUCAUUAUAAUGAAUUACAAUGGGAUAGAUUUAAAGAAGAUUAUAUUAAUCAAUGGAUUAAAGAGAUUAAUUGUUUUGCAUUAGUAUCUCAUUUACUUUGGGCUGUUUGGGCAGUAAUAUGUGCAUCGGAAAACUUAUAUUCUAUGGACUUUCUAGCUUAUGCUGAUUCAAGAAUGAAACAAUAUUAUCUAAUGAAGAAAUGGUUACCGUCAACAUUUCAAUUACCUGUUGUGUAAUUUCUAUUUCAAAAGUAUCCAUUUUUAUACUGUUUAAUAUAAAUUAUGAAUAGACUAUAAAGCACACAUAUCUGGUUAGCGUUUUUUUAGCAAGUUAGUUUUCUACGGGAUGGGAUCGCUAAUCCCAUAUUCAACCCUCCUGUUUUAUUCGGAAUUGAGUCCUACGGUAGCUCCAGAGGGGCUCCAGGCAGAGUUCAAAACACAUAUCAGUCCAUGGAAUCCUUGUUUGUUUUUUUUGGAUUUGCAGUUCUCUGUUUUAUUGCAAAUUAAUCAAUAGUACUAACAAAUGCAUUAGUAAUAUAAACAGUAUAAAGUGUAUGAAGUCAUUUGUUGAAAGUUGUUUAUACAUUCAAUGACCUACUUACUUUGUAUUAAGUGAAAGUGUGAUGUGUGCUACUGAUGUCGAUAGAUAUAAG